Messenger RNA from Phycomyces blakesleeanus NRRL 1555(-), 1275 nucleotides. RefSeq lists its product as hypothetical. Gene Ontology annotation, molecular function: protein binding. The transcript is spliced from 4 exons. Bases 1 to 1275 code for a protein of 424 amino acids. The record is from RefSeq and is a predicted model, not a curated record. NCBI's taxonomy places the organism in Eukaryota, Fungi, Mucoromycota, Mucoromycetes, Mucorales, Phycomycetaceae.
AUGUCUCCAGCUUUAUUGAAAAACCGAGACAAGGCACGACAGAUGCAAAGAACAUCAAAGCCCGCAAGUAUUUUGGAGAGAACAUUUGAACCAAAAGAAGAGAGAUUACUAAUAGCGAAUUCCGUAGAUUAUGCCGAAACCUUUAAUGAACAGCACCCUUCUUGGGGAUACUCGAAAUUUAUACUAUUAAACUCAGUAAAAAACUAUCUUGAAGACGAUCGACUUCAUAUAUGUGUGAAGAUUCGCGAGAAAAUACGAUGGAAGAUAAAGUAUUCCUCCUGUCAUCCGGAGCAAGUACCUUUUUAUGUCAAUAACCCAUCCUACACGUUAAUGAUUCCUGAUAUUACGGUUCAUGUAUCGAGUGAAGAUACCGAUUCAUCUAAUAUUAACGAAAAAACGAAUACAAUAACGAUCCCUGCUCACAAAGAAAUAUUAGCAGCAUCUUCAGUAUAUCUGAAGACACUGAUUAUAGUCUUAGAACCUUUUAAUAGGGAUAAGUUGUUCAUACGAGGUGUCGAUCCAGGAUUAUUUGUCCGCGUUCUGCGCCACUGCUAUAUAGCAGAUGCAGAAAUAGUGGAUAUAAAAGAUGCCAUAAAGCUUGCCGAUAUAGCUUACCGGUUUCAACUCAACAAUCUCAUGAUUGAUGCGUUAUACUAUUUACGAAUGAGAGUAAAUGUCGAUAACAUUUGGGAUAUAUGGUAUAUUUCAGCUUUUGUAAGACACAACUGUCGUUCAGUUCUCGAGAGUUCGUCGUGGGUACAUGCAGACAAGAAGUUAGUCUUGGAAACACUGAAGAUAGACAAACUACCAGAAGCGGUCGACGAAGUUAUUUUCUUCCAGGCUGUUCUCGCGUGGAGAACUACGGCUAUUACUAAAUUCUGUCAUGAGUUUAUCGAUUCUAGUAACGAGUACAGUGGACAAUUAAAAAAGGACUUUACUGAAUACAUCUUGAAUGAUUCCAAAGAGGAGCUCGAAUAUUCAGAGAAAAUCGAAGAAAAAGACAGUGAAACAAACGAAUAUUCAAAUAUAGAGAAAACAUUUGGUACAACAAAUACAGAACGACUAAGAGAUAUCGAGAUCUCAUUUUCGGAAAUGCUUCAUUGUAUACGUUUCUCUCGGAUGGAGCUGGUAUUCAUAUCUGAUAUAGUCGAGAAUAUCGAUUCUGUCAUGAAUGUAGAAGGAAUUGAAGAGCUUCUCUCUAAUGCCUACCGUUGUUUGGCAUUUAAAGGAAAGAAAUAUGUACCCGAAGAGAGCCGCCAGCUCCAUAUUAAUUAA